This is a messenger RNA of Silurus meridionalis, 980 nucleotides long. Its product is annotated as glutathione S-transferase Mu 3-like. The record is from RefSeq and is a predicted model, not a curated record. Gene Ontology annotation, biological process: glutathione metabolic process. Gene Ontology annotation, molecular function: glutathione transferase activity. Lineage: Eukaryota; Metazoa; Chordata; Actinopteri; Siluriformes; Siluridae. The coding region runs from base 104 to 763 and encodes 219 amino acids. The transcript is spliced from 8 exons.
CCGGAAGUGACGUUGCGCCUCUCGCGGAUUGGAUAUCAAGCCGAGUAAAAUAGCCGCUGCACGUUUCAGUUUUUGGUGUGAAUCCACGUUUGUUGCUGCUGCGAUGGCGAUGAAGCUGUUUUACUGGGAUAUUCGAGGGCUUGCUCAGCCCAUUCGCCUGCUGUUAGAGUACACUGGCACUGAAUGGGAGGAUAAAUUCUAUUCUUGUGGUGAAGCUCCAAAUUAUGAUAAAAGCUGCUGGUUUGAUGAGAAAGCCAAACUCAAAAUGGACUUUCCCAAUCUGCCCUACCUUGCGGAUGGAGAGAGGAAGAUUGUGCAGAGUAACGCCAUAAUGCGUUACAUUGCCCGCAAACACAAGCUCUGCGGGGAGACGGAGGACGAGAUGAUCAGAGUGGACAUCCUAGAGAAUCAGGCUAUGGACUUCCGCAAUGGUUUUGUCAUGCUCUGUUAUCUAGAUUUUGAUAACAAAAAACAAGGCUACUUGGAUGCACUGCCAGGAAUUCUGAAGCAAUUUUCUGAGUUUCUGGGGGAAAGGAAGUGGUUUGCUGGUGAUAAAAUCACAUUUGUGGACUUCAUCAUGUAUGAAUUGUUGGACCAGCACCGCAUGUUUGAGCCCAAAUGCCUGGACAACUUCAAGAACCUCAAAGAUCUCCUGGACCGAUUUGAGGCACUUGAGAAGAUCUCAGCAUACAUGAAAUCAAGUAGGUUCAUCAAAGCCCCUGUAAACAACAAGAUGGCGAAAUGGGGAAACAAGAAGGAGUGAAGACUGACACUAUAAAUAAUGAUGGUGCACUAAAGUACUGUUAUAAUAGGUAAUAUUAAUGGACUUUUUGCCAAGUAAUGUUACAAAUCACCUUUAAAAGCCUUAUAUUGCAAUAAAAAAAAAAAGCAAAUAGCCUAACCAACAUAUGUUGUAUGACACAAAUUAGACCAACUUAUUUUCUAAAGAAUAUGAAUAAAGACAGAAGCACUUAUAAAAA